Molecule: messenger RNA, 4557 nt
Organism: Chelmon rostratus (copperband butterflyfish)
Lineage: Eukaryota; Metazoa; Chordata; Actinopteri; Chaetodontiformes; Chaetodontidae
Product: NACHT, LRR and PYD domains-containing protein 3-like
Exons: 13
Coding region: 91-3882 (1263 amino acids)
Molecular function (GO): protein binding
Source: RefSeq, a predicted model, not a curated record
UUUCACUUCUGAUGUGACGCAGAUUAUUUUCUCCAUCUCAACCUGCAGCUGAAGAUCAAAGUGUGUGUGAGCUGAUGUGAGUUGAGCAGCAUGAAUCCAUGUGAGGACAGAGAGGAGGGAGUCCGUCCCUCUGAAGCCAGUCUGUGUGGGGGACAUGACGACCAGACCAAAGCUCAGAGGCCAGAGCAUCAGGACACAUCAGACUCUGCUGGACCUGGACCUGGACCUGAACCCAGCUGUGUGUCCUUUGGUAGUGAACAGUCAAUAGGUCGCCUCAUUCAUUUUAAACAACAACAUUUCUCUGACAGACAGAUCUCUGGGAGACCAGCCUCUGCUGAACUUGGACCUGACCCUGAACCAGGACCUGAACCCAGCUGUGUGUCCUUCAAGAGCGACCAGUCAAUAGAUCGCUUCUUUCAUUUUAAACAGCAACAUUUAUCUGACAGACAGAUCUAUGGGAGACCAGACUCUGCUCAACCUGGACCUGGACCUGAGCCCAGCUGUGUGUCCUUCAAGAGUGACCAGUCAAAUGGUCGCCUCAUUGACUUCAAACAACAACAUUUCUCUGACAGACAAGUCGACCAGGAGAGCUCAGAGGUUCCCAGUGGUCAGUCUGCCCAGCAGCAUCAGACUCACCUGGGCUCCAUAUUUAUGCUGCUGGAGGAGAACAUUGUCACUUUUGUGAAGAACGAGCUGAAGAAGAUCCAGAAGGUUCUGAGUUCAGAUUACCCAGAAUGCUUUGAGAGUCAGAGGGAGGAUGAGGAGGUGUUGGAUGAUGAGGAUGAAGAGCACAGGAGGAGCAGCAGAGUGGCAUUUCUGAAGAUCACACAGCACUUCCUGAGGAGAAUGAAGGAGGAGGAUCUGGCUGACCGUCUGCAGAGCAAACAUCUUGCUGCAGUUUGUCAGCAUCAACUUAAAUCCAACCUGAAGGAGAAGUUCCAGUGUGUGUUUGAGGGGAUUGCUAAAGCAGGAAACCGGACCCCUCUGAAUCAGAUCUUCACAGAGCUCUUCAUCACAGAGGGGGGUACUGGAGAGGUCAAUGAUGAACAUGAGGUCAGACAGAUUGAAACAGCAUCCAGGAAACCGGACAGACCAAAAACAACAAUCAGACAUGAAGACAUCUUCAAACCCUCACCUGAAAGAGAUGAACCAAUCAGAACAGUGAUGACGAAGGGCGUGGCUGGCAUUGGGAAAACAGUCUUAACACAGAAACUCACUCUGGACUGGGCUGAAGACAAAGCCAACCAGGACAUACAGUUCAUGUUUCCAUUUACCUUCAGAGAGCUGAACGUGCUGAAAGAGAAAAGGUUUAGUUUGGUGGAACUUGUUCAUCAAUUCUUUCCUGAAACCAAAGAAGCAGGAAUCUGCAGGUUUGAGGAGUUCCAGGUUGUGUUCAUCUUUGAUGGUCUGGAUGAGUGUCGACUUCCUCUGGACUUCAGCAACAAUGAGAUCCUGACUGAUGUUACAGAGUCCACCUCAGUGGAUGUGCUGCUGACAAACCUCAUCAGGAGGAAACUGCUUCCCUCUGCUCGCCUCUGGAUAACCACACGACCUGCAGCAGCCAAUCAGAUCCCUCCUGAGUGUGUUGACAUGGUGACAGAGGUCAGAGGGUUCACUGACCCACAGAAGGAGGAGUACUUCAGGAAGAGAUUCAGAGAUGAAGACCAGGCCAACAGAAUCAUCUCCCACAUCAAGACAUCACGAAGCCUCCACAUCAUGUGCCACAUCCCGGUCUUCUGCUGGAUCACUGCCACAGUUCUGGAGGAUGUGAUGAAGACCAGAGAGGGAGGAGAGCUGCCCAAGACCCUGACUCAGAUGUACAUCCACUUCCUGGUGGUUCAGUGUAAACUGAAGAAUGUCAAGUAUGAUGGAGGAGCUGAGUCAGAUCCACAGUGGACUCCAGAGAGCAGGAAGAUGAUUGGGUCUCUGGGAAAACUGUCUUUUGAGCAGCUGGAGAAAGGAAACCUGAUCUUCUAUGAAUCAGACCUGACAGAGUGUGACAUCGAUAUCAGAGCAGCCUCAGUGUACUCAGGAGUGUUCACACAGAUCUUUAAAGAGGAGAGUGGACUGUACCAGGACAAGGUGUUCUGCUUCGUCCAUCUGAGUGUUCAGGAGUUUCUGGCUGCUCUUCAUGUCCAUCUGUCCUUCAUCAUCCCUGCAGUCAAUCUGCUGUCAGAGGAACAAACAACCAACCAUGAAUCUGCAGAGACAUACUUCUACCAAAUAGCUGUGGACAAGGCCUUACAGAGUCCAAAUGGACACCUGGACUUGUUCCUCCGAUUCCUCCUGGGUCUUUCACUGCAGACCAAUCAGACUCUCCUACGAGGCCUGCUGACUGAAACAAGAAACAGCUCAAAAACCCAUCAGGCAAUGGCCGAGUACAUCAAGAAGAAGAUCGAGGAGGCUCCCUCUCCAGAGAAAAGCAUCAAUCUGUUUCACUGUCUGAAUGAACUGAACGAUCGUUCUCUGGUGAAUCAGAUCCAACAGUCCCUGAGUUCAGGAAGACUCUCCACAGAUGAACUGUCUCCUGCUCAGUGGUCAGCUCUGGUCUUCAUCUUACUGUCAUCAGAAAAAGAUCUGGAUGUGUUUGACCUGAAGAAAUUCUCAGGUUCAGAGGAGGCUCUUCUGAAGCUGCUGCCAGUGGUCAAAGCCUCCAACAAAGCUCUACUGAGCGGCUGUAACCUCUCAGAGAUAAGCUGUGAAGUUCUGUCUUCAGUUCUCAGCUCCCAGUCCUCCAGUCUGAGAGAGCUGGACCUGAGUAACAACACCCUGCAGGAUUCAGGAGUGAAGCUGCUGUCUGCUGGACUGCAGAGUUCACACUGUGAACUGGAAACUCUCAGACUGAGCGGCUGUAACCUCUCAGAGAGAAGCUGUGAAGGUCUGUCUUCAGUUCUGAGCUCCCAGUCCUCCAGUCUGAGAGAGCUGGACCUGAGUCACAACAACCUGCAGGAUUCAGGAGUGAUGCUGCUGUCUGCUGGACUGCAGAGUCCACACUGUGAACUGGAAUCUCUCAGGCUGUCAGGCUGUCUGAUCACAGAGGAAGGUUGUGCUUGUCUGGCCUCAGCUCUGAGUUUCAACCCCUCUCAUCUGAGAGAGCUGGACCUGAGCUACAAUCAUCCAGGAGACUCAGGAGUGAAGCUGCUGUCUGCUGGACUGGAGGAUCCACACUGGAGCCUGAAGACUCUCAGGGUGGAGCCUGCUGGAGUCCGAUGGUUGAGACCAGGUCUGAGAAAGUAUUCCUGUGAACUCACAAUCGACACAAACACAGUGAACAGAAACAUCAAACUGUCUGACAACAACAGGAAGGCGACACAUGUGGAGGAGCAUCAGUCAUAUCCUGAUCAUCCAGACAGGUUUGACUGGAGGCCUCAGCUGUUGUGUGGAACUGGUCUGACUGGUCGCUGUUACUGGGAGCUCGAGUGGAGAGGAGAGGUUGAUAUAUCUGUGAGUUACAGAAGAAUCAGAAGGAAAGGAAACAGUCAAGACUGUUUGUUUGGAUUGAAUGAUCAGUCCUGGAGUCUGUUCUGCUCUGAUGAUGGUUGUUACACUGUCAGUCACAAUAACAGAAUAACAUCCAUCAUCUCCUCAUCCUCCUCCUCCUCCUCUGUCUCUGACAGAGUAGGUGUGUUUGUGGACUAUCCUGCUGGCACUCUGUCGUUCUACAGAGUCUCCUCUGACACACUGAUCCACCUCCACACCUUCAACACCACAUUCACUGAACCUCUUUAUCCUGCCUUUGGGUUCUUGAUGUGGUCUGGGUCUGGUUCCUCAGUGUCUCUGUGUUCUCUGAAGGAUGAAGAAACUCCUCCAGUUAGAGAAACAUUCUCACUGCUGAACAGAUCAGUUGAGUCUGUGCAGGAUCACAGUCAUAGAAAUCUUUAAGUUUAUUAUCAUAAAUGAAUCAUUGAACUUAAAGAUGGAAGCUGUGAUCAUUAAAUUGUGGAAAUGCUGCAGAUUUCAGAAUUGUGGCUCUUGUUCCAAUAAUAGCUGAAUGUUACUGUGAGUGUGUUUAUUGUCUUUCUCAGGUCAGGACUCGAGGUCUACCGAUGUGGUUUUUUCAGGGCUAAAAAAUACGGUAUAACCAAUUAAAAAAACUCAUAAGAAGGCUUAAUAUCAUAGCCAAUAAUCAUCAAUCCAUGAUUCAUUAUUUCAGUCAAAACUUCAAAUCUUAUUGCAAAAUCAUACUUUUUCCCAGCUUUUAAACAACAUUUUUGAUUUGGAAAAUUAAAUGUCAGCUGUCAUGAUUCCUGACAAGAAACUUACCUCAUGCAUAAUUACAACAUCCAGUUUUCAGUUUUCAUUCAUUCAUUCACACGGGGUGCAAUGAGAAUUGAAGAAUUUACGUGGCGCACCUGAAGGCAACGCGCCCGACGGCGCUGCACGUCGCCGCUAGGGGGCGCGCUGACAUGAUGGAGUCAUGACGUGCACAAACUAGAGAUGGGAUUUAUGGCUCUUUGAGGGGAGCCGGAUCUUGGUGAGCCGUUCCUUUCAAAGAGCCGUUAAAAAAACUGGCUCAUUUGGCUCAUUUUUAUAUUUAUUAAGUUUUAAGAAGGCAGU